This is a messenger RNA of Paramecium sonneborni, 2551 nucleotides long. Lineage: Eukaryota; Ciliophora; Oligohymenophorea; Peniculida; Parameciidae. The record is from the annotation of a GenBank genome assembly.
AUGAUAGAAACUAUUGAUAUGUAUAAUUCCAUAAAAGAAAACAUACGAAAUCAACAAAUUGCAUUUAGUUUAUUAAAAUAAGCUGCAGAUAAUAAUGAUGAUAAACUUAGUGAUUGUAUUUUAUUGGUUUAAGAACAUCAUAAUAUAAAUGAAGAUUUCUUAAUUGAUUUAUUAUCAAAAAUGGAAGAAUAGUUUGUUGAUGCUUCUACUUUAUUGAAAAUAUUUUAAAAAGGACUUGAUAAUCUAUAUUGUAUAUAAUGUUAUUAAAUAGAGAUUUACAAUUAGGAAAAAAAUUAGCAGCUUAUGUAAUUAAAAAUAAAGUUCAAAGAAAAAAAGGAGAAUUAUUAUUUGAAAAACUGUUAAUACAAUUUUGCUUUGAUUUUCAAGAGUCUUAAUAUUUUUUUAAAGAUUAUUUAUGUUUUGAAAAUAAAUUAUUAGAAGGAGGAAAUGAAAAAGAAAAGUAUUAUAAAUGAAUAAUUUAUUAUAGAAUAUAAGUGAAAAAUUAAAUAAAUCAAAUAUAUUCUAGAUUAUUUAAAAUUUCAAUGUAAGGAUUAGAUAAUUUUUGGAGUCAAUAUGAGUAAUUGGAAACCAAUAAAUAAAAUUUAGAAAGAGUAUAAAAAAUUUAUUAAAGCACAACUUUAAGGAUAUAAUAAUUAGAAAAUUUAGAAUAGUAGUUUAUAAAUAUUUGCAAUAGUAAAGAUUAGUAAGAAAUAAUAAAAUUUUUUUCUUAAUUAGAAGAAAUAUUAUAAGAAAACUUAAUUGAACUUCCGAAAUUUAUAAAUUUUUAUGAAAAAUAUUUUUACUUAAAUUGGUUGUCUGAAAAUUCACAUUUGAGUAAAUCAUUGUUGACAAUUCUAUAACAGAAAUAUAUAUAAAUUUUAAAGUAAUAAUAAAAUCCUCAUAUUUUACAGAAAUAACUAAAAAAUUUAAUAAGACUUUAAGUUUAACCAUUUUAAAUUUAUAUUUUAUAUCUAAGAACAUCAGAAUAAUAAAAUAAAGAUGAUGAUGAAGAAUUUGAAUAAGAUUUCUUAUUUACAUAAAACUAUGUUUAGGAUGAAGACUUAUUUAAAUUUUCAUUAGAAUUUAUAUAUAGAUAUACUAGAUAAUACCUAAAUUUGACAGAUAAAUUAGAAGAAAGAUAAACAACAAUAAGAGAAUUAUUUAAUUAAUUAACAGAAAAGAAAUCAUAUUCUGAAUAAUAAAAAGCUAAGAUUUAUAAUGAAUUGGCUAAAGUUGAAUGUUAUUUAUUUGAUAAUAAAUUAAAUUCAAGAGCAGCAUUUGAAAAAUGUGUUUAAUUAGUAUGGGAUAAUAAUAGUUAUUGGAAAGAUUAUUAUUAUUCAUAAAUAGGUAUGGCAAUAAUUAACAUAUAAUAAAGAGAUAGAUUAAGAGGUUUAUUAAAAAGAGCUGUUGAAUUAUGUUAAGAAGAUUAGAUAACAGCAUGUGAAGAUUUACUUAAUUUUGAAAUAUUAUUUGGUAGUGUUGAGGAAGUUUAUAAAGCAGAAGAAAAACUAUAAAGUAUUCUUGAAACAAUAAGCGAUAUCGAUGAAUAAAUAUAAAAGGAAGAAGAAAUAUAGGAAGAAUAAGAAGAAGAUAAAAAAGGAUAGAAAAAUAUUAGAAAAUAAAGUAAAGAAUAAAAUGAAGAAGAUAAAGCUCCAAAAGUAUUUACUGAUAGUUCUAAAACUAUUUUUAUAAAGCACUUACCAAAAGAAUUAUCAGCAAAUGAUGUAAUUAAUUUAAUCCCUGAUUGUGGUGCAUUAGAAUGUAGAAUAGUAAAAGAUAAGAAUUAAGUAUCAAAAGGUUUUGGUUAUAUAGAUUUUACAAAUGAUGAAGAUGCCUAAAAAGCAGUUAACAUACUUAAUAAUAAAAUGGUAGCUGGAGAGAAACUAUAUGCAGCAAUAUCUAAACCUCCUAAACUUUAUUAAGAUGAUAAAUUAACUCUUUACAUAGACAAUUUACCAUAUAGCAUUACAGAAUAAUAAUUAAUAGCCAAAGCUGGAGAAGGAGUCAAAUAAAUCAGAAUAGUUAAGGAUUCUUAAGGAAAACCUAGAGGGUAUGCUUAUAUUGAAUACAAUGAAGAAUAAUAUAAAUUAAAGGGAUUAGAACAAUUGAAUUAAGAUCCUUAUAUAGAUGGAAGAAAAUAUUUUGUUAAACUUUCAGAUUCUUUAGAAAAGAUUAAAUAAAAUUAUUAGAAUAAUUCUAUAAUUAUUAAGAAUUUACCAUUUAAAAUUAGAGAAAUUGAAAGUAAAAUUAUUAUUAUAAUUUAUUAGUCAGGUAAAUUUUUGAUGGAAUGAACAUAAUAUCAAUAGAAAUUCCAAAAAAUGAAUAAGGAAAACCUAAAGGAUUUGCUUUUGUUGAAUUUGAAAAAUAAAAACAUUUAAAGAUGGCUUUAGAAUUGAAUGGCAUUGAAUUUAAAAGUAGAAGAUUAGAAAUACAAAAAAGAGAGAAAAAAAUGAAUAAAAAAAAGGAACUAUAAAUUGAAAUCGAAGAGGUGUAAGAUUUUAAACCAAAAUCAAAUUCAGAUUUUAAAAGUUUGUUUAAGAAAUGAAAGGAA